This is a messenger RNA of Eubalaena glacialis (North Atlantic right whale), 719 nucleotides long. It is a transcript of the gene PSPN, whose product is annotated as persephin. The record is from RefSeq and is a predicted model, not a curated record. The transcript has 2 exons. NCBI's taxonomy places the organism in Eukaryota, Metazoa, Chordata, Mammalia, Artiodactyla, Balaenidae. Gene Ontology annotation, molecular function: receptor tyrosine kinase binding; glial cell-derived neurotrophic factor receptor binding; growth factor activity. Bases 1 to 654 code for a protein of 217 amino acids.
AUGAUCUGUUCUCGUGUUUUGGGAUCUGGGAUGGCGGACUCGUGGCCAGCUCGGGGCUCUAUCUGUGAGACUCCUGCAUGGUCUGCUUUGCAGGACCUGCCCAUCACCAUGGCCACAGGACGAGUCCUGCUAGGCUCUCUGCUGCUCCUGAUCCUGCACUUGGACCUCCGCGGGGGCCCUGGGGCCUGGGGGGCUUCGGUGGCAGAGGAGGAGCUCUUGUCUGAGCCAGUGGUGGACAGAGGGAUCCGGAGGCCACAGCUGGGUAAGGACCCCCAGAACCCCGUGCGCUCCCCGACUCCUGCCCGCCCAGACCCUGCCCGCUCUCAGCUGCCCCUUGUCCCCGCAGGCGCCCGCCCGCGCCGAGCCCUGGCCGGCCCGUGCCAGCUGUGGAGCCUACCCUUGCCCGUGGCCGAGCUGGGCUUGGGCUACACGUCGGAGGAGACGGUCAUCUUCCGCUACUGUGCCGGCAGCUGCCCCCGCGGCGCCCGCACCCAGCACGGCCUGACGCUGGCCCGGCUGCGGGGCCAGGGCCGAGCCCACGGUGGGCCCUGCUGCCGCCCCACCCGCUACGCCGAUGUGGCCUUCCUCGACGACCGCCACCGCUGGCAGCGGCUGCCCCAGCUCUCGGCGGCAGCCUGCGGCUGCGGCGGCUGACAAUGCCCGGCCUGGGGCCCUGCAGCCGCUGGAGGAGCUCAGCUGACUUAUUUAUUGGAGGCUUG